Striga asiatica is the source of this 1565-nucleotide messenger RNA. Lineage: Eukaryota; Viridiplantae; Streptophyta; Magnoliopsida; Lamiales; Orobanchaceae. The record is from the annotation of a GenBank genome assembly.
AUGGCUGUUGACGGUAAAGAAGACAAUGCCAAAGAGACUCAGCCUCAGGCUAACGACCAAUCGGCGGCAGCAGCCAACGAAGAAACCAAGAACCUAAGCAUCAAUGAAACAAAAACUACCGACGAAAACAAAAAUGAAAACGAAGGCAAGAACCAAACCGCCAACAAAAAAGACGAGACCAACGAAAAGCCUCACGUGAAGGAAAUCAUCGAGACGUACGAGACACUUUCCUCACCGAUCGCCUCGAAAAACGAGCGAUCGAGCGACGACGACGACGGCGAGAUCACUCCACCGAUCCCCAACCUAACCGAUUCCGAAAAGAAGGCAUUAAUCGACCUCCGCUCGAAACUCGAGCACAACAUCCUCUCCAACGCCACGUCAUCAUCCGAAAAUGACGGAAAUGCCCCCGAGCCAGGCCACAACGUCUCCCUUUGGGGCGUUCCCCUGCUUCCGAGCGCGAAAGACGAGCGAACAAACACGCUCCUCCUCAAGUUCCUCCGAGCCCAAGAAUUCAAGACCGACGAGGCCCUCGAGAUGCUUAAAAAAACGCUCAUCUGGCGAAAGGCGAAUAAAAUCGACUCGAUUAUGGGCGAGGAUUUGAUGGUCGACGAGCUUUUCGGCUCGGUUGCGUUCGUGAAGGGGAAGGAUCGGGAGAGCCACCCGAUAUGCUACAAUGUGUACGGAAUUUUCGCGGACGAGAAAAUUUACGAGAAAACGUUCGGUGAUGAGGGUUGUCGGGAGAAGUUUCUUCGGUGGAGGAUGCAGUUAAUGGAGAAGGAGGUCUCGAGGCUCGAUUUUCUCCCGGGAGGGAUUUCGACGGUUCUUCAAGUCAACGACCUGAAGAACGCGCCGUGGCCGUCGAGGAAAGAUCUCAGGCACGCGACAAAACGGGCUCUCGGGAUUUUUCAGGAUAAUUACCCAGAGUUCGUGGCGAAAAACAUUUUCAUCAACGUGCCGUUUUGGUAUUACGCUUUCAAUGCGCUCUUGUCGCCUUUCUUGAUGCAAAGAACCAAGAGCAAGUUCGUUUUCAGCCGCCCGUCGAGGGUUACCGACACACUUCUCAAGUACAUUGCUGCAGAGGAAAUCCCUAUCUCGUAUGGAGGGUUAAGAAUGGAAAACGACCCGGAUUUUUCAACUCAAGACUCUGCUCACGAGGUCGUUAUCAAAGCCGGUGCAACUGGAACUGUCGAAAUCCCGGCUCCCGAGGUUGGAAAUACUUUGAUAUGGGACCUGACUAUAACAGGGUGGGAUGUACAUUAUAAGGAGGAAUUCGUGCCGACUGACGAAAGCUCGUAUACUGUGAUCGUGAAGAAGGGCCGAAAAAUAAGCUGGCAAGACGAACCUAUUCGCAACACGUUCAAGAACAAAGAGCCUGGAAAAAUCGUGAUCACCAUUGAGAACGGGAUUUUCAAGAAGAAGCGUAUUUUGUACAGGUACAAGGCUAAGAAUGAGGAGUUAAUUUCCUCUUCAGAUUGAGUAAUAGGAGUUUAAUGUUAUUUGAUUUCUGACAUUUUUUUUUUUUAAUUGUGCUUUUGUAUUGUGGUUUUGGAAUGUUGAAAUAAGGC